AUACCGCAGUAAUUUCCAGAGAGGUCGACAUUUGCUAUGAGUGGACCGAGAAAGCCAGGAGCUGGGAUCAUCUCAGAGAAAAUGACUUAUGAAGAGCGGCUAUUUCAUUAUGCUUAUACGAUAGAGGAACCGCAUUUCCUGGCAUUCCGUGGAUUGCAAAAGCUCAACAUAGUCCGUCUCCAAAAUGAAUUGGCAAGGAAAAAGGGUAACACGUGGACAAACAUGGCAGCGUCUGACGAUGUUACUCGAGAUCUCAGUUCAACUUUGCACCAGUAUGCCGAUGCAAUUCGAGAUUAUGCCUUUUUCUCUAGCCUUCAAAAUAUUACCGGAUCUCAGGCACAUGAAAAGCGUCAAGAUCUCACAUUUGCCUUUCCCGAGAUUGCCACCUUACCAGGGGAUCCCUUCAACUCAGUUUAUCGUCGUCUCCCAGAUCAAUCGUUGAUACCAGUCGACCCUCUGAGGAAGUGGCUCAAAGCGCAUCUCCCAUCUCAACUGACAUAUACCAAGCGCGAGCUACUCCUUCGCACAGACGAGUAUCUCAAAGGCGAGCCACCAGAACAAGUUUCUCUCUUCGUCGAUAAACUUGCACGAUUUAUAGUCGCCUUUACUGGUGGAAUCAGUCUUGUAGUUCCCAUGCUCAUUAUAAAAAUUGGGAAGAAUUUGACGAAGAGUUUAGUGACGACGAGUAUAGCUGCGGUAUUGUUUGCUGGAAUCACAAGUCUCGUCCUCCGCGCAAAUAACACGGAAACCGUCGCAGCAACUGCAACAUACGCAGCCGUGCUUGUGGUUUUUGUUGGGACAAGUGGAUGAUAGAUCGAGUUGGAUAUUUUGACUAUUGAAAAUGAAUUUGAGACAUAGCUUUUGGUCCACCAGUGGGUGUACAGACUCACGGGACAGUACAAAAAUAAACUUGUGAAUAUCUUUUGAUAUAUUGAAUCAUUUAUUUUAGGAAUUGUUACAAUUCUUGAAUAGAGAUGAAACAAUCAAAACACGAAUUCUGAUAU
Molecule: messenger RNA, 1004 nt
Organism: Botrytis byssoidea
Lineage: Eukaryota; Fungi; Ascomycota; Leotiomycetes; Helotiales; Sclerotiniaceae
Exons: 2
Coding region: 37-810 (257 amino acids)
Source: RefSeq, a predicted model, not a curated record